AUUUCACUGGUACUGAGGCCGAAGAGGAGGAGGAGGAGGAGGGAGUCUAUCAUACUGUGGACUGGUUUGACUUGUCACGGGGCAUUUCCGUCAAACAAUGUAUUCUAGUCACAGAAAAUAGUAAGCAGUUAGUUAAAAAAAAAAGAAGGAAAAAGAUAAGCGGGAACAUUGAGGCGUCGCCAGAGGAAAAUACGUAGGAUGGGCGAGCGCGCAGACACUGCGUUUAACACCACUGGAUCCAAGUGGCUGCUGCCUGUCAGUGAGAUCUUGGGCUUUCCUCUUGAUCAGGUGAAUUUUUUGGCGUGUCAGCUGUUUGCCCUGGCUGCUGCCUUCUGGUUUCGUCUCUACCUCAGUCCUAGCCAUGCCAAUCCCCUGGUCAGGCACGCUGUGGCCACUCUCCUCGGCAUUGCCUUUCUCAUCUUCUGCUUUGGAUGGUACUCAGCUCACAUCCUGACAGUGGUGCUUGCAAGCUACUUGAUCAUCAUCAAUGCUGACAUCAACAAUGUACACAAGUAUUCCAUGGUGACGGCUAUGGGCUACUUGACAGUGUGCCAAGUGAGCAGAGUCUUCAUCUUUAACUAUGGAAUACUGUCCACUGACUUCUCUGGGCCUCUGAUGAUAGUAACCCAGAAGAUCACAACACUGGCUUUUCAGCUUCAUGAUGGUAUGUGUAAGAAAUCUGAACAACUGACCCCGGAGCAGAAACUUCUGGCUAUAAAUGUGAGGCCUUCUCUCAUCGAAUACCUGAGUUACAAUCUGAACUUCCUGAGUAUCUUGGUGGGACCAUGCACUAACUAUAAGGACUACACAGACUUCAUAGAGGGCCAACACAUUAGCAGGAGGCUCAGGCAGCACUCUGCGACAUGUAAUGGUCAGAACGGCUAUGAUAAGACACCGGACCCGUCACCUCUGAGCGCAGUCUGUAAAAAAUUGCUGGUCUGCUGCGGCUGUAUGCUGUUCUUCCUCACUGUGACCCGGUCCUUGCCGAUAACGUACAACGUGGACCCCCACUUUGUCAGCCAAACCCCCUUCCUCACCAGACUCACCUACGCUUUCUUCUCCAUACAAGCAGCAAGGCCCAAAUUCUACUUUGCUUGGACACUAGCUGAUGCAGUCAACAAUGCUGCAGGUUAUGGUUUCUUGGGAAUGGAUGAAAAUGGAAAGCCAUCUUGGGACCUCAUAUGCAACCUCAACAUCUUGGGGAUUGAGACUGCAACCAGCUUCAAGACAUUUAUAGACAACUGGAAUAUUCGAACCGGAAUUUGGCUCAAAACGGUGUGUUAUGACCGAGCCCCUAGGCACAGGUUGCCGUUAACCUUUGUCCUGUCUGCCCUGUGGCACGGUGUUUAUCCUGGGUACUAUUUCACCUUCAUCACUGCCAUUCCAAUCACCAUGGCAGCACGAACUGUACGGAAGUCUGUCCGCCACUACUUCCUGGCUUCUAGAGCCUUGAAACUGGGUUACGACAUCUUAACUUGGGCAGCCACCCAGCUAGCCAUCUGCUACACUGUCAUGCCUUUUCUACUUCUUGCAGUAGAGCCCACUUUGAUUUAUUACAGGUCUAUGUACUUCCACGUGCACAUCAUUAGCAUUCUGGCUGCGAUCGCCCUGCAUCAUAAGCACAAACCCCGGGAACCCUCUCCCACCACUAAAACGUUUUCCUCCUCCCCAUUCUCGUCUUCGUGCUCAGCCCAGUGCCAGCCUGUUCACUCCAACAACAAUGACAAAGUAGACUGAAAAACCCCCUCUUCACGUUCUUUUACCAAACUCUCAGUCCAUGGUGUUCUCUCAAAGACUAGUGAAUAUCCCUUAAGGGCAUUCAACCAAUUUAAAAUGGGAAAACAUUGUGUUAUUUAUUUUUUGGGACAGAGUAAAGAGUUAGGACUAAAACCUUGACCGUACAAGACGAUGCAGGAUGUCAACCUAUGGCACUGGAUGUUCAUGGGGAAAGCUUUUCUACCAUACAGUGAGAUUGAGACAAUACAUCAAACAUAAGCUCAACAGGCAGACUGCAAACUGAAACAUUAGCUGAGGGAACGUCUCUGGCCCCACCACCAUCCACUUUCCCCUCCACCUGCCCCCUCUCUCCUCCACUGUCCCCCCUCCUUGCCCAUCUCAACACCAGCCUGCCUGCUCCAACAAACAAUACAACAGAGUGAAGAGAGAAAGGAGGCUCACUUUCUUUCCUGUCCUCUAUCUGCGCUGUCCAACUGACCGAUGGGAUGUAAGCCAGCACAGUAGAGGGCAGCUCAUAAACGGGGCAUAAAUACCAGCGCGCACAAAAACAAACACAAACACAAACUCAUGCAUAAACAGGCAACACACUAGGAAACAAAUAUUCAUACCCUCUCUUAGACACGCUCAUACUUGGUCACAGUUUAAUAGCAUACAAAGGCUGCCCUUGUGUGGCCACAACAAAAGAGCAUACCAAGAGGAGAGAGAACCCUGGUGUGUGUGUGUGUGGGUGGGUGGACCUUAUCAUGAAAAACUGUGGACUGUGUCGGUAUUUCUCCCACUGUUAGUUUGUACCAGCUUGGGGCAAAGACACUUGAAAUACCAAUUAGACCAUGCAGUUCUCAAACUGUCCAGUGAAACCAUUACUAGUCUUUUAAGGCCAGAUUUCAGCUCCUCCUGGUGAGGAGGCUUCACUAUGCUGUAGAACAAGUAAACACUAUCUAUAAUCAUGGGCUUUAGCUAUACCCGAGUAAACAUAAAGGAAAGGCUAACAAAUAGCUGAAGAAUACAUUGUGCAACAUAACAACAACUAUGUUGUUUUGCAUUGCACAUUUGUAACAAGUGAUGAAAUGCUGCAAUCUGAGCACACAUUUUCAAUAACUUAAUGAACGUAGUCAGACUUUCCCCACGAAAUCUCAUUGUGGGCUAAAGCAGUAGGGGAUUUAAUAGUGCCGUACUUCUUAAUGUGUUAGUAUUUACCAUGUGAUAGGUGCUGGAUACCUAUUAUCAUUAUCAUUAUCAUUAUCAUUAUUAUUAUUAUUAUUAUUAUGGUACAGAGUAAUUGAAUAAAAAGCUGAGGUGAAGCUGAGAAUACAUUUGAUGUUUCUCUUUUUGGGAGGAAGCCAUUGCACACUCAAAGAAUGGAAAGUAUGAACAAAAAUAGGAAUUUAUAUAUCAAAAGUAUUUUUUCUCAGUAGGAGCAGGGUGCUGUGUUCUGUCGCUCUGUGAAAGAACACAUUUGAAAACUGUUGUUCUACCAGAGCUUAUCAACAGCGGCAGGUUGAUUUAACAGAGACAUCUGCUGGUUGUUUGUACUGUCUGAACUCUGCUGAAGUAAUGAAGGUAGGCCAGUUGGGACUGACUGAAACGGUCACGCUGCAGUAUCUCCCAGUGCAACUUCAAACUAACCAUGAGCAGAAAGCAUAUUUUUCCACUUAUAUUACAAAUUUCUCAGCAAUAUUCACAAUUUCUUCUCUUCACUAGCUUUUACUUUUGCACAAUCGAAGUUAAUGAAUCAGAGGGUGAUGCUUAUGAUUACAGAUCAGCUAAGCACUUCAUUCAUUAUUUGUUGGGGUUUUUUUGCAUCAAGAAUGGAUCACUCAGUGGAGGUUUGGCAUUUGGAGUUUUUAAAAGUGGCACGGUGGCUUGGUUAGCAAUGGUGCUAUCUGCUGCAGGCUAGCAUGUUAACUUAUACAUUUAGGGGUCAGUUCUUAAAAAAGUUUGCUAACAAUGCUAACAAGUUGCAAUGCAAGAAUAUAUUUUUGGUAGUGUAACAGUACACAGUAAAGAUGACAUACUGAAGGUUAUGUCAGGUUAUCCCGUUAAAUGCAUUUUAUGGGUUGCCUAAUGAACAUGCAGUUUAUUCCUGUGGUUUAACAGCCUGUUUUUUGUGGUUAAUCAUGUUAGAGACACAAUCUAAAUGCAUUUCAUUACCUGCUUUGGAAUUUAAUCAAAACUUUUUGACUACUGGAAAAAUGUAUACUUUGGACUUGCCUGUUUUGGCAUUGACUCAACCUCUAGUUCUUAAUAUGUAAAGGCUCACAGUAGAGCCUGUUUGUGCAAGAAAAACAUCAGACUAUGUAGACUUGUUGUCUAUUUUUCUGUCGAGACAUCAGUGUCAUGUGAAAAUCACACUUCUCAACUUUGCUGUGACAAGUACCCAGUUCACAGGCAAGUGUCGAUAUCAGGAGUGGGCAUGUAUUGAAUUAACACUUAUUAUUCAGUUAAUACCAAUAAUGGGAAUUAUUUGAGAUUUUAAGGGAAACAAGAAGGAGGGGGCAUGUGCAUCAAGCUAUUUCCCCUUGGCUAAUUAGAAUGAAUCUCUUUUUGACUACAUCUCUUAACUUUUGGGUCAUUUUGGAGAAAAAUAUGACGAUAUUUAAUGUUUGUGGAUUGUUUUAAUGUUUAACAACACAGUAAAACAUUUCCUGGAGUUAAUGAAGCUUCAGUAGUGACUGCUUUGGGGACCUGUAGACUCUUUGCAAGAGGCCUGCAAUUCUAAACAUUUUGGCCUGAAAAAUGCUGGUGCUAAAUGCCAAUGGUGUUACAGUUAGUCCCCACAACAGCCACUGUUGAAGGCUGACUGUACCUAAACUCCUCAAGAAGUGCUGAAAAGUGAAAACACUCCUCCCAAGUAUGGCUUUGCUAUAACAUAGAAUUGUUUUUGUGAGACAAAGCCCUUAUUAACUGAUAUGGAACUAGUUAUAACCCUUAAAUGUGUUGUUACCAAUAACAUGUACAUUGCACUGUAUGUAUGCUUGUUGCUAAUGUUUUUAGUGCAGGGAAAUGAGCGAUGAGUGGCACAUAUACAGUAUGAAUGUGUUGUCAGAAUGAGCAGCUAUUUGAAUGACUGAUUAUGAAGAUGUUUUUUGUAUGUGUUGUUGAUGUGUGUGAUCAAAUAUACUGACUUUGUGUGUGUGUGUGUGUGUGUGUGUGUGUGUGUGAUAUUUUCUGAUAUUGCCCCAUUGCUCCAUUUUAGUAUUGUUUGUAUAGAGGAAAGCGUGAGUGGUAUAAAAAACUGUUGAUUAACAAAUAAAGAUUCAGUGAAACAAA
This is a messenger RNA of Morone saxatilis (striped sea-bass), 5007 nucleotides long. It is a transcript of the gene mboat1, whose product is annotated as membrane bound O-acyltransferase domain containing 1. Lineage: Eukaryota; Metazoa; Chordata; Actinopteri; Moronidae. Gene Ontology annotation, cellular component: membrane. The transcript is spliced from 13 exons. Gene Ontology annotation, biological process: lipid modification. Gene Ontology annotation, molecular function: acyltransferase activity. The record is from RefSeq and is a predicted model, not a curated record. The coding region runs from base 199 to 1737 and encodes 512 amino acids.